Molecule: messenger RNA, 2759 nt
Organism: Polistes dominula (European paper wasp)
Lineage: Eukaryota; Metazoa; Arthropoda; Insecta; Hymenoptera; Vespidae
Biological process (GO): regulation of DNA-templated transcription
Cellular component (GO): nucleus
Molecular function (GO): zinc ion binding; DNA-binding transcription factor activity, RNA polymerase II-specific; RNA polymerase II cis-regulatory region sequence-specific DNA binding
Source: RefSeq, a predicted model, not a curated record
UGUUAUUUGAUUUGAUUUGAAAUGGGUACGGCGGGUCGCGAUUUCGAACGUCGCGAUCGGGAAGACGGAUUGCACUGUCGAAUUUGUGCGUGCGACGUUAAUGGAAACGACAGUGUCAACAUUUUCACCGAGGAUGGUAGACGGCACUACUUGCAGACCAAAAUACGCAAAUAUCUUUACAUCUUGGUAUCCUCGGAAGAUAAAUUAUCAAAAAUGGUUUGUUUAACGUGUAUCAAAAGAUUGGAAGGAGUACAUCGUUUUGCAAUGAUGGCAUAUCGUACACAAGAGAGAUUAAGGUUGCAAUUAUACGAAACUUUGGAUAAUAUCAAUUCUGUUCAAAAUACGGCGGGACAAGGUUUGAAAAAUACACAAGAAGCUACUAAAAAAGUAGAAGACAGAGGAUUAUUGCAUUCUAUUCUUACAAAAGGUGCCAUAGAAAUUUUAGCAGAAGGCGAAACACUUGGACCAUCCGAAUUAUCUCAUCUAUCCGAAGAAGAAAAAAGUCAUACUCCGAGUAUGGAAGAAAUGGAAGUCAAAGUAGAUCCGAUGUUAUUUUUGCAAUGCGGUAUGGAACAAUCUGCUUCAGAUAUGUCGGAUACAUCAGACAUAGAAGAAAGUCCAAUGAGAAUUCAUUCUCCUGAAUUGUCAAGUGUAACAAACAAAGAUACGGAAAUAGAAAAGGAAAUAACAAGAGAAUCUAAUGACAAUAAAUUUAAUGAAGAAACAGAUGAAGAUAAUGUAAAUACAACUAAACGAUACGAAUGUACAAUAUGUACGCGAUCCUUCAUAUCAGAAAUUGGUUUACAAAAUCAUUUAUGGUCGCAUUUGCCAAGAGAAAGACGUUUGGAUGGAAAACCUAUUUUAAGAUCUCAACAAGUUUAUUCGACAAACGGUGUGCUGCAUGCGAAUGUUGAUAACAAUUCAUCUGCCAAUUUUAUUUGUCCAAUUUGUAGUAAAAAAAUUUCUACCAAAGGAAAUUUGAAAGUGCAUUUAGAAACUCAUAGGCCUAAAGGAAAAUAUGGAUGCGAUAUAUGUGGCCGAAUCUUUAAAACACAAUCGAAUUUAUGUAGGCAUAAAGAAUAUCACGGUGAAAUUAGAUUUCCAUGUAACGUUUGCGGAAGAGUUUAUCCAACAAAUUCAACUCUUCGAGCUCAUAGUAUAACUCAUUCUGAUUUAAGACCGCAUGCCUGUCCUUUAUGUGAUAAAACAUUCAAAAGGAAUCAGGAUUUGAAAUUUCACAUAAAUCAACACACUGGUGCAAGGCCUUACCAAUGUCCUUAUUGUCCGAAAGCAUUUGCCAGUUCGGGUAAUUGUUUUUCACAUCGUAAAAGAAUGCAUCCUCGAGAAGUACAUAGAGAUAGACAAAGAGCAGCAGAUUUGAUGAGAUGAGCUGUGAAUAAUCAAGAUGACGAAUGAAGUUUUAGCUGAAAACAGUAUUUGAUAGAAACAAUUGUAUAAACAUUUUUUUUAGCUGUAUUAUACAGACAACAACAACAAAAAAAGAGCUUUACUUUUGAGAUUAACGGUGCUAAUCCACAAAGUGAUGAUGAUGAUAGUUUUAUAUGUUUUUAUUCUCUUUAAUUUUGAGAUUAAAUAUAUUGUUGCUGAUAAUGUUGAUAAUAUACUUUAUGACUCACAAAAUAUGUAUUCUUGUUUGAUGUAACAGAAUAUCAUAAGUAUAAACAAUUAUCGUUGAUAAUUAUGGAAAUACUUGCAAUAGUUGUGAGUUGUUCAUUUUCAUUACUAGUCGCACAAAAAGUAGGUUUGAAAUUUCAUAGCCAGUAGUAAAAGUUAAUGUUCCUUAUACAGUUUUUUAAGUACAUGAACAGUAUUUAAGAUAGAAAACAUAUUUUCAUUGAAGUAUAUUAAAGACAUUUUAAAGUAGUAGUAUUAUAAGUUACGAUAACGAUGAAUUAUGUUUUAUUUUGAUUUGAAUAUUCACUGCCAAAUAUAUACAUAUGUAUGUAUACUUAUAUAUGUUGACUUAUUAUAUAGUAUGUUAACUAAUUACUACGAUAAUAUGUUGAAUAUGUAUUAAGAACGUAGAAGUAGUAAUAAUAAUAAUAAUAAUAAUAAUUAAUAUACAAUUUUAUCUUUCUAGAGCUGUGAUAUGUUAAUGAUUUUUUAUACUGGUUAUGAAAUUGACAACUUAUUAGAAAGUAGAUAAAUACGAUAUUACUUGAGAGGUAUCCAACACAGUUACUGAAUUUUUUCGACAGUAAUAUGUUACAAGGUCUAAAAUUAAUGAUAAAUUAAUAUAUCGAAUCGUCCUUCACAAACAUGUAAAAUGUAUGUAAUUGAAACGAGACAUAGCGGUUCUAUAGGAACUUUAUAUAUAUAUAUAUAUUAUAUAUAAUGUAUAAUGACCAAGACGUUUGUGCAAAUGACAACAUUUUUUGUAGCUUCCGUACAUAUUUUUAGCACAAUGUAAACAUUAUCAUAAAUGUUAAGACUGUUUACGAAGAAAAAUUUUGUGUCAAAUUAGAAUAUUAUAAAUAGAAUAGAAAGGGGAAAAAGCGAAUAAUGGCCGUGACUGCAAUCUAUAACAAAUAACAAACGAGUAUGAUUAUAAAAUAAUGCAGUAUUAAAAACAAAACAAAACAAAACCAAACAAACAAGAUAAGAAAAGAUAAAAGAAGACAUAGAGGCUGUAGUAGUUCAUAUAUAACACAACAAACUAUCGUAAUAUUAUUCUUGUAAGUGGAAUUGUAAUUGAAAAUGAAUGUUAACUGAAGUCUGAGUAGUUUUAGGAAGAACAA